GAAACCGGCGGCAUAGAGAGUAGGUGUCAGGUAAGCGUAACGAUAUUGCUGGCUGUGCGUCCUCUGGCGCCGGGACGAUUCCCCAUGAUCAACUAUCUGCGCGCAGCGGCGAAGCUCGCUGAGGAUUCGGAAUUUCAAGUGGUGGUGAGUUGGGAGAGAGUUAAGAAAGGACCCGACGGCGGCUUCCGGCUGUUGACGGCGGGGAUAGAAAGAUCGGCCAAGGAGGAAUCGGGGAAUUGGUACUUGGACGAUACGUCGUCCGAAAGAGCGGCCAACUGGAGUUGUGUGAGCUUGGUCCGCGGCGAUUUUCAUACCACUCUACUUGUUAGGAUACAAAACCACAUAGUUGACUUUCGA
Molecule: messenger RNA, 357 nt
Organism: Linum tenue
Lineage: Eukaryota; Viridiplantae; Streptophyta; Magnoliopsida; Malpighiales; Linaceae
Source: the annotation of a GenBank genome assembly